GGUUAACCCUCCCCUCCCCCGUCCACCUGCUCUCCCCUUCCCCCGCGUGCCCCGGGCUGACCCUCGUCCCCCCCUCUCCCCGCCCGCGGCGGCGGCUGCUGUUGUCACCCACGGGGCAGCCUGUCCCGCUUGCCCUCACCGCCGCGGGGCUUGCAGGGCCGGCCGGGCCGGGGACAGGCGGCCACCUUCUCACCGCUGCUAUCACCACCGCCAUGCUGGCCGCUCGCCCACCCCACUGGGGGCCCCAGCGCGCCCCAGCCCCCCGUGGGCCCCGCGCCAGCCCUGACCCGGGUCUCAGCGGCGGUGGCAGCCGAGGUGCAGGAUGCGAGAAGGCGCCCCCCGGCCGGGCUCCCGCUCCAGGCCUCGCACCCCUGUGGCCCUCUGAGCCCACCAUGGCCGUCCCACCAGGCCAUGGUCCCUUCUCUGGCUUCCCGGGGCCCCAGGAGCACACACAGGUAUUGCCUGAUGUGCGGCUACUGCCUCGGAGGCUGCCCCUGGCCUUCCGGGACGCAACCUCAGCCCCGCUGCGCAAGCUCUCUGUGGACCUCAUCAAGACCUACAAGCACAUUAAUGAGGUGUACUAUGCCAAGAAGAAGCGGCGGGCCCAGCAGGCGCCACCCCAGGACUCGAGCACCAAGAAGGAGAAGAAGGUCUUGAACCAUGGUUAUGACGACGACAACCAUGACUAUAUUGUGCGCAGUGGCGAGCGCUGGCUGGAACGCUAUGAGAUUGACUCUCUCAUUGGCAAAGGCUCCUUUGGCCAGGUGGUGAAAGCUUAUGAUCAUCAGACUCAGGAGCUGGUGGCCAUCAAGAUCAUCAAGAACAAAAAGGCCUUCCUGAACCAGGCCCAGAUUGAGCUUCGACUGUUGGAGCUGAUGAACCAGCAUGACACAGAGAUGAAGUACUACAUAGUCCACCUGAAGCGGCACUUCAUGUUCCGCAACCACCUGUGCCUGGUGUUCGAGCUGCUGUCCUACAACCUGUACGACCUCCUGCGCAACACACACUUCCGAGGCGUCUCACUGAAUCUGACCCGGAAACUAGCGCAGCAGCUCUGCACGGCGCUGCUCUUCCUGGCUACGCCGGAGCUUAGCAUCAUUCACUGCGACCUCAAGCCAGAGAACAUCCUACUCUGCAACCCCAAGCGCAGUGCUAUCAAGAUUGUGGAUUUCGGCAGCUCCUGCCAGCUUGGCCAGCGGAUCUACCAGUAUAUCCAGAGCCGCUUCUAUCGCUCACCAGAGGUACUCCUGGGCACGCCCUACGACCUGGCCAUUGACAUGUGGUCCCUGGGCUGCAUCCUUGUGGAGAUGCACACGGGAGAACCCCUCUUCAGCGGCUCCAAUGAGGUGGACCAGAUGAGCCGCAUUGUGGAGGUGCUGGGCAUCCCACCGGCCCCCAUGCUGGAGCAGGCGCCCAAGGCUCGCAAAUACUUUGAGCGGCUGCCUGGGGGUGGCUGGACUCUGCGAAGGACAAAGGAACUCAGGAAGGAUUACCAGGGCCCCGGGACGCGGCGGCUGCAGGAGGUGCUGGGCGUGCAGACGGGCGGGCCCGGGGGCCGGCGGGCGGGGGAGCCGGGCCACAGCCCCGCCGACUACCUCCGCUUCCAGGACCUGGUGCUGCGCAUGCUGGAGUAUGAGCCCGCCGCCCGCAUCAGCCCGUUGGGGGCUCUGCAGCAUGGUUUCUUCCGCCGUACGGCCGACGAGGCCACCAACACGGGCCCGGCAGGCAGCAGUGCCUCCACCUCGCCCGCACCUCUCGACACGUGCCCCUCCUCUAGCACCGCCAGCUCCAUCUCCAGCUCUGGAGGCUCCAGUGGCUCCUCCAGUGACAACCGGACCUAUCGCUACAGCAACAGAUACUGUGGGGGCCCUGGGCCCCCCAUCACUGACUGUGAGAUGAACAGCCCCCAGGUCCCACCCUCCCAGCCGCUGCGCCCUUGGGCGGGGGGUGAUGUGCCCCACAAGACACAUCAAGCCCCUACCUCUGCCUCGUCACUGCCGGGGACAGGGGCCCAGUUACCCCCUCAACCCCGAUGCCUUGGCCGUCCCCCAUCACCAACUUCGCCACCACCCCCGGAGCUGAUGGAUGUGAGCCUGGUGGGCGGCCCUCCAGACUGCUCCCCACCUCACCCAGCGCCUGCCCCCCAGCACCCGGCUGCCUCAGCCCUCCGGACUCGGAUGACAGGAGGUCGUCCACCUCUCCCACCCCCUGAUGACCCUGCCACUCUGGGGCCUCGCCUAGGCCUUCGUGGUGUACCCCAGAGUACAGCAGCCAGCUCAUGACCCUGCCCUCUCCCUGGGGCCCCUCCUGAAGCCAUACCCUCCCCCCAUCUGGGGGCCCUGGGCUCCCAUCCUCAUCUCUCCCCUUGACUGGAAUUGCUGCUACCCAGCUGGGGUGGGUGAGGCCUGCACUGAUUGGGGCCUGGGGCAGGGGGUCAAGGAGAGGGGGUUGGCCACACUCUCCCCACUGAGGACUGGACCCUUGACCCCCUAUCCCCCCUUGUUUUCUAUUUAUUGUACCAAAGACAGUGGUGGUCCGGUGGAGGGGAGACCCCCCCCUCAUCCCAGGGCCCUAGGAGGGGGUGGGGGCAGGUAGGGGGAGAUGGCCUUGCUCCUCCUUGCUGUACCCCCCAGUAAAGAGCUUUCUCACA
Molecule: messenger RNA, 2650 nt
Organism: Marmota monax (woodchuck)
Lineage: Eukaryota; Metazoa; Chordata; Mammalia; Rodentia; Sciuridae
Gene: Dyrk1b
Product: dual specificity tyrosine phosphorylation regulated kinase 1B
Exons: 11
Coding region: 213-2282 (689 amino acids)
Biological process (GO): positive regulation of DNA-templated transcription; protein autophosphorylation; peptidyl-serine phosphorylation
Cellular component (GO): nucleus
Molecular function (GO): protein serine/threonine/tyrosine kinase activity; ATP binding; protein serine/threonine kinase activity
Source: RefSeq, a predicted model, not a curated record